GGCCGCCUGCCCUCCUCCCGGGGGCUCCCUGCCCGUGGGUCACAUGCGGGAGCGGGACUUAACCCCCAUCCCCAGUUCCCGGGGGUUGCGCCUUGGGCGCGGAGCAGCCGCUGUCCCCGGGGCAGAGCCCGCGGGGGGCCGCCGGCCGUGGGACGCUCCUGAGCCGCUAGCAGCCGGGGAGAGGGGCUGGGCCGGCUGGUGGGGGGGCUCGCGGAUCUCCCGGGGACACCCCCCCCCCCCAUGAGCGCCCCCGAGCGCGCAGCGGACGCCGAGCUGCAGCUGGAGGCGGUGAUCCAGAAGCUGGAGAGCAGCGUGCUGACCUCAGGGGAGGGGAAGAGUUUUACCAUUCGGAGCAGCUCUGAGGACGUGCCACCCACCCGCCUGCUUGCCCGGAUCCGAGAGAUCGUCGCUGAGAACCUGUCGGAGCAGGAGAGCCCAGCAGCCUGCCCUGGGGAGAUGUCGUCGCUGCUCUCCCUCCAGGAGGAGAACCGCAUCCUGCAGCAGGAGCUGUCCCGUGUUGAGGACCUGCUGGCGCAGAGCCGGGCCGAGCGCGAUGAGUUGGCCAUCAAAUACAACGCCAUCAGCGAGAGGCUAGAGGAGAGCUUGCGCCUGAAGGGGACGGACCCAGUGACCAAUGCUGACCUGGAGCAAGCCAUCAGCUGGAGUUGUCGGGGGUUGGGCACCAGCCGCUUAGAAGAGAUGGAUCUAAGGAGGAGGAACCAAAUGCUGGAGCAGGCCUUGCGGCUGGAGACCGGGGAGCGGGAGUCGCUGGAGAACAAGGGCCUGGCCCAGCAGAAUGUCGAGCUGCGGCGCCACCUGGAGGAGGAGCAGGCCGCCUACAAACGCAAGCUCCAGGCCUACCAGGAGGGGCAGCAGCGACAGGCGCAGCUCGUCCAGAAGCUGCAGGCGAAGGUUCUCCAGUACAAGAAGAAGUGUGGGGAGGUGGAACAGCAGCUGCUGGAGAAAUCAACUGAGCUGGAGCAGCAGAGACUCACGAGCCGGCUGGACAUGACGGACUCACGCCUGCGCCAGGAUGAAGAGCACAGCAAUGACCUGGAGAAUGCGCUCAUCCGGCUGGAGGAGGAGCAGCAAAGGAGCGCCAGCCUGGCCCAGGUCAACGCCAUGCUGCGGGAGCAGCUGGACCAGGCCAAUGCCGCCAACCAGGCCCUGAGCGAGGACAUCCGGAAGCUGACGACUGACUGGACCAAAGCGCGCAACGAGCUGGAGCAGCGGGAGGCGGAGUGGAGGCGAGAGGAGGAGUCAUUCAACACCUACUUCAGCAAUGAGCACAGCCGGCUGCUGACCCUCUGGAGACAGGUGGUGGGCUUCCGGCGCCACUUCAGUGAGAUGAAGACCAUGACUGAGAGGGACCUGUCGGAGCUGAACAACGAGCUGUCCAGGUCCGGCCGCACCAUCCACGCCGCCUGCCUGAACCUGAGCAGCAACCUGCGCCUGUCGGAGAGCAGCACCAGCGCGGCCCUGGAGAAGCAGGCUCUGUUGCUGGCCCAGCUGGAGGAGCAGCUGAAGGACAAGGUGCGCGACAUGAUCCAGCUGCAGGUCAGGUGUGACAUGGAGAAAGCGGAGCUCGGCACCAGUGUCGCUGAGAUGACGGCCACCGUGGAACGCUUGAAAGCCCAGAACUCGGAGAAGGAGAAGACGGUCGAGACGCUGACCCAGAAGCUGGAAAAUCUGGAGGCUGCACGGGUGCAGGAGCAGGCAGCGCUGGAGGCCGAGGAGAUUGAGGCCUUGCGGACGGAGUCGGAGAUGCUCCAGCAGACGCUGCGAGACCUUGCUCAGGCCGUCCUGUCCGACGCCGACAGUGCCAUGCACCUCACAGGCACGGAGCGAACGACGGACGUUUUGGACAGCGAUGCCACGGGAUUCAGCCUGCGGGGCCUCUCCUCCAGCCUCCGCACCCCGUCCCCGCUCCGGCGCUCCUCCCCCCGGCGCAGCUCCUCCCCACGGCGCAGCCUCUCGCCGGCCUUCUCCGACUCCACGCUGGCCGUGGUGCACUCCGCCCUGUGGAAGAGGCAGCUGCAGGUGCAGGACAUCCGCGGCAAGUACGAAGCCAUCCAGGAGCUGGUGGGCUCCCUGAAGAAGCAGCUGGCGGAAAGAGAUCACGAGCGACACUCCCUGGAGCAGAAGAUCCUGCAGCUGAAGGACGAUGUUGACUGCUCCUUGCGGGCCAAGGACGCCGCCGUGCGGGAUGCCAGCCGCUUCCGCUCCUCGGCUGACCUGCUGGGCAGUGAGAAGAGCAACCUGGAGCGAAGCCUGCAGGCCCUGCAGCAGCACGUGGAGGCCCUGCGGCAGGAGAGCGAGAGGCUGCAGCUGGCCAACAGCGACCUGCAGCGGCAGCGAGAACACCUGGAGGACGAGAAGGAGGACAUCGCGAAGGACAAGGAGCGGGCGCAGAAGGAGAUUGAGCGCGGCCACAAACAGCUGGAGCAGCUGGAAGUGAAGAAAUCCAGUCUGAAAAAGGAGCUGAUGCUUGUUAAGGAGGCUCUGAACAAAGCCACCCUGGAGAAGGAGGUGUCUGAGAAUGAGAAGGUGGAGAUGGCGGAGGCGCUUUCCAAGGCGGAGGCGAGCCGGGCCGAGCUGGAGCUGACCGCCAGCAAGCUGAAGGUGGAGGAGGCCUCGCUGCGCGACUCGCUGUCCAAGAUGAGCUCCCUGAACGAGGGGCUGGCCCAGGAUAAAACCGAACUCAACAGGAUCAUCAGCCAGCUGGAGGAGGAGAAGGGGGCCGUGUUGGGGCAGAAGCAGGAGGUGGAGCAGGAGAAGGCCUCGAUCCGCGACGAGCUGGUCCGGCUGGAGCAGGAGAAGCUGGAGCUGGACACGGAGAGGCAGGGGCUGGAGCACUCCCUGCAGGACGUGGAGCGGAGCCGGGACAGGCUGGAGCGGGAGCUGCUGGCCCUGCAGAAGGAGAGGGUGCAGCUGCAGGAGCAGCUGGGGCAGCUGUCCCGCCAGAGGAACGCGGCCAGCGAGGAGCUGGGGCAGGCCCGCCGGGAGCAGGAGCGGCUCAGCGAGGCCCUGCUGCGAGCCGCCAGGGAGAAGGAGGGGCUGAUGAAGGAGAAGGCCAGCCUGCUGGUGCAGCUGGCGGCGUCAGAGCGGGAGAACAGGGGGCUGGCGGAGGAGAUCGCUGGGCUCCGGUCGGAGAAGGAUGCCUUGGAGACCACCCUCUUUGACAUCCAGCAGCAGCGCACUCAGCUGGAUGCCCGGAAGGAGCAGCUGGAGGCCGACAGCCAGAACCUGCUCCUGGCCAAGGAGAUGCUGCAGGUGGAGCUGGCCAGCGCCCGCAAGCAGCGGGAGCUGGACGUGACCCGGCUGGAGAGGGAUAAGGAGCUGCUGGCUCAGAAGUUGGCUCAGAUGGAGCAGGAGGCCCAGGUCACGCUGAGAAACAAGCAGGUGGCUCACGAGGAGGACGUGGAUCGGCUCCAGAGGGAGAAGGAGACGGUGCGCCUGGAGUUGGAGUCGGAGCGGGAGGAGCUGCUGCACCGGCUGAGCCACGAGCGGGAGGAGCUGCUGGCCCGCUACGAGGCGGAGAAGGAGGAGCUGAGCGAGGAGAUCACCGCGCUGCAGCAGGAGCGGGACGAGAGCCUCCUGCAGGCGGAGAACGAGAAGCAGCAGGCCCUGUCUCUCAAGGAGUCGGAGAAGACCCUCCUGUCGGAGAAGCUGGCCUGCGCCCAGCACAGCCUCGCCGGCGUAACCGUAGAGAUGGAGCGGCAGAAGCGAGAGGCCAUCAGCCGGCAGGAGCAGGACCGGAGCACCAUCAACGCCCUGACCUCGGAGCUGAAGAGCUUGCAGGUGCAGUUGGAAGAAACCAUCGCGGCCCACGAGCGGGAGGCCCGGGGGCUGCAGGAGCAGGUCAAGGAGCUGGCCAGGCAGCGGGAAAGCACUCUUCGCGAGGUGGAGGAGCUGAAGACCCAGCUGCGCAUGGUGGAGGAUGCCCGGGACAGCAUCCGGCGGGACGUGAUCGAGGCCCACCGGAAAGUACGGGAGAGCCAGGAGGGCCACGAGGUCCAGAGGAAGGACAUCCUGGACCUGCGGCGCAGCCUGAGUGACGAGGCCAAGGAAAAGGAGGCGUUGCAUUGCUCCAACCAGGAGCUGCGGGCUGCCGUCAAGCGAGCGGAGAGCGACCGCAUCAGCCUGAAGCGGGCCAACGAGGAGAAGGAGCAGAAGCUGGCCACCCUGGAGGAGGCGCGGGCAGCCGUGGGCAAGGAAGCCGCCGACCUGAGGAGCAGCCUGCAGGAGGUGGAGCGAUCACGGCUGGAGGCCCGCAGGGAGCUGCAGGAGCUGAGGCGACAGAUCAAGAUGCUGGACAGCGAGAACGCCAAGAAGAACAAGGAGGUGGCAGAGCUGCAGGCCCGAGUGGCACUGGAUGAGCAGCGGGAGGAGGAGAGCCGGCGGGAAUCCUUCGGCCUCAAGCAGAAGAUCGUGGAGAGCGAAGCCAGCAGGGAGUUCGCCAGGAAGGAGCUCCACAACCUGCAGCGGAAGUUGUCGGAGCAGGAGGGCGAGUUCCGGGUGCGGGAGAAGGACCUCCUGGGCAGCCUGGAGGAGGCCCGCGGCAAUGAGAAGAAGCUGCUGGACAACGCCCGCAACCUGGAGAUCAAGCUGGAGAACGCGCUGGCCGAGGUGGCGGAGCUGAGCCUCCGGCUGAGCGCCGCCGAGGGCCGCGCCCACGGCCUGGAGGCUGAGCUGGCUCGAGUGGAGGGGUUGAAGCGGGCUGUGGAGUUCAAGCUGGGGAGCCUGCACUCUGCCCUGAGGCGCACCCUGGGCAUCAGCCGGGGAGGCCGGGCCCCCAGCCCAGCCAUCAGGGGGCGUAGCAGCUCCCCCAAAAGACUCUUCUCUCCUACCAAAGGUGACAACACGUACAGCACCAUGGACGGGCGCGGCAGCCCCACCCCACAGGCGGGCAGCCCCGAGCGCAGCCCCAGCUCGCGCCCUCUGUCUCCGGAGCGCGCCCUCUCGCCCGGUCGCAGCGAGCAGCUAGUGGCAGAUAUCGACCCUGAAGUGGUGCGGGCCGCCCUCCGGGACUUCCUGCAGGAGCUGCGGGAGACGCAGCGCGAGCGGGAUGACCUGCGGGCCCAGCUGGGCAGCCUGACCCGCCAGCUGGCCGAGAUGGAGUCGGAGCGGGAUAGUGCCAGCACCCGAGUGCAGCAGCUGCAGAAGCUAGUGACGGAAAGCCAGGAAGGGAGGCGCAGCGCGGACGGCAAGCUGAGCAGCGUCCAGACCGCCCUCCUGCUACAGGAGGAGACCCUCCGCCGCAAUGACCGGGAGCGCAAGGCAUUGAUGGACAAGGUGACGGCGCUGGAGCGGAGCCUGCAGUCGGCAGACAGCGACCGGCGAACCACCCAGGAGAAGAUCAGCAAGAUAAAAGCCAACGAGGCCAAGCUGGAGAACGACAAGCGGCGUCUGAAGGAGAUCCUGGAUGCCUCGGAGAGCCGCUGCACCAAGCUGGAGCUGCUGCGGCGCUCACUGGAGGGGGAGCUACAGAGGGUGAAGCUGGUGCUGAGUGACCGCGAGGUGGAGAUCCAAGUGCUGCAGGACCGUGGUGACACGCUGCAGAGACAGGUCACCGACAGCGAGAUGAAGGCCAACGGCCUGCAGCUGUCUGUGGAGCGACUGCACCUUACCCUGGCCAAGGCCGAGGAAGGCGAGAGCGCCCUGAAGGACAAGGUGCAGGGCCUGGCCCUGUCUCUGUCAGAGAGCAGCGCCAACGCCGGUGCCACCCAGGAGAAAGUGCUCCAGCUGCAGAAGGCACUGACCGCCAGCGAGCAUGACCGCCGAGUGCUGCAGGAGCGGCUGGACGCUGCCCGCCAGGCAGUCUCAGAAGCCAAGAAGCAGAACAGCGGGCUGGCCGACCGGGUCCAGGUGCUGAAAACCGAGCAGCUGGAGCUGGAGCUGCAGAAGGAGGAACUCGAAGGGCAGGUCCGGCAGCAGCAGGAGUUGCUGCGCCAGUGCCAGGAGAGCGAGAGUGCGACCCUGCGGAGUCUGCAGAAGCUGCAGGAGGACAAGCACCUGCUGCAGGAGCGGCUGGGCAGCUUGCAGCGGGCGCUGGCCCAGCUGGAGAGUGAGAAGCGGGAGGCGGAGCGCUCCUCCCUGCGGCUGGAGAAGGACAAGAUGGCCCUGAAGAAGACCCUGGACAAGGUGGAGCGCGAGAAGCUGAAGACGCACGAGGAUUCGGUGCGGCUGUCGGCGGAGAAGGGCCGGCUGGACCGCUCCCUCAACACGGUGGAGCAGGAGUUGGCGGAGGCUCAGCGGCAAAUCCAGCUGCUCGAGGAGAACCUAAGCAUGGUUAGAAGGACGAUAACAUGUUCCUGGGCUCAGGUAGCGGAGAUGGAGCAGACCCAGUCCCAGAGCCUGGUGGAGACAGCCACCCGCCACCGGCAGGAGCUGCAGCUGGAGAUCGAGCGGCUGCGCGGCUCCCAGCUGCAGGCAGAGCGCACGCUGGAGGCCAGGGAGCGAGCACACAGGCAACGUGUCAAGGGGCUGGAGGAGCAGAUCUCGACGCUGAAGGAUCAGCUGCAGCAGGAGCUGCGGCGGUGCCAGUCCCAUUACUCUCCCUCCUCCCUCCUCUCAGGGAACUAGGCUCCCUGCCACUCACUGGCGCCACUGUGACGAAGGAGCCUUCAGUGCUAAGCCCCCUCUGGUUUUAUGUUCCAGCCCUGCGGUGGGGAAAUUGGGUUUGUAUAGAGGGGGGAUGCCCCUGCCAUGGGGAUCACCCUCCCUAUACGGCCCCUUGGCUUCCUUGGGUGCUCAGCCCUAUACAAAAGACAAGCACGCACACACGUUCCCCUGAGCGUGCAUCGAGUCAUGGAAUUGGGUUGACAUGGAAUCGGGGAGCGUCUCAGAGCUGCUAAGUUGCCUUCUCCAUGAACGUAUCGUUAUUGAUACGCUAUGAAUGAAAAGUAGCUUGGUAAUCAGUGACAACCGUCAGCCUGGGUCUGAUUUUCAGCAGCGCUGAGCACCCCCAGCUCCAAAGUGCAGUCCAUUGGAGCUGGGGAUGCUCCGCGCCGGGAAAUCAGGCCCCCAGUGGCCUUGCUUAGAAGCCACCUUCAAUCCUUUUGUAGCAUCUUUCCAAUGGCAGGUGAAUUGUUACACUGAAUAGCAGCCCCCUUCCUUUUGAAGCGGGGAUAGAAGGUAACAUUGGCUAGUAUUCAGAGCAGGGGAGUGAGGACUCCUGGGUUCUACUUCUGACACUGACGCAUCGUAUGAUUGCCUCACUCUGUGCCUCAGUUUCCCCAUCUAAUGCAAGGCUAAUAAUACUGACCUCGUAGAGGAAUUCUGAGGCUUAACUAAUUAUCCGUGAUGUGCUUUGAGAUCUUCUGUUGGAAGGUGCUCUGCAAUGGGUUUAUUCGUAAGCAAUAUUAUUAAAUUUAAUAGAAACAGUGGCUUCUUUGUCCAGAGGGUCAUGUUGGGGGCUAACAUUUAAAAUGCAUCUCUGAAGAGGGGAGUGCAUUCGCAGGCCGACGAUUGAAUACCCCUAGGUGACUGGAGUCCAAACAUGGGCUCAGUCACCAGUAAAAUGGGUUUGCUGAUCUGUGUGGUCCCGCUAUUUCAUUAACCCUAAAAGGCCCCUUUAAGCAAAAAUAUAUUUUGGGGGUGGGUGGGGACAAAAAAAAAAAUCUACAACCAAGCUGAACUAGGUCCUUCAAAACCAGCAUUUACCUUCUCAGCAAGGACACUUCUGCUAUUCCACUUUUU
Messenger RNA from Dermochelys coriacea (leatherback sea turtle), 7701 nucleotides. RefSeq names its product ciliary rootlet coiled-coil, rootletin (gene CROCC). The record is from RefSeq and is a predicted model, not a curated record. Gene Ontology annotation, biological process: centrosome cycle. Bases 241 to 6585 code for a protein of 2114 amino acids. Lineage: Eukaryota; Metazoa; Chordata; Testudines; Dermochelyidae. The transcript has 40 exons.